This is a messenger RNA of Serpula lacrymans var. lacrymans S7.9, 512 nucleotides long. RefSeq lists its product as uncharacterized. Bases 1 to 222 code for a protein of 73 amino acids. The transcript has 2 exons. Lineage: Eukaryota; Fungi; Basidiomycota; Agaricomycetes; Boletales; Serpulaceae. The record is from RefSeq and is a predicted model, not a curated record.
AUGGACGUGACACCAUCGAUGACACUUGUAAGACCAUUAGUUAGGCCACCAAGACCAAGCAGGCCUCCAUCAUUCUGUGGAGCGGUUGUUGCGCUCACAGAGGCCGACGCUGAGUUCUGCGUCGAGGUUGUUCCUCCGCCGCUACAUACCACCGCCGAGGCCCUGCCUCUGAACGAUAUCGUUAAGAUGCAAACCAUCCAGGUUGCGAGCAUCCAUGUCUGAAAUCGUUGGUGAUACGUUACGGGUAAAGAAUGUAGGGAGUUGAUCUGUGUUCAAGACACGAAUAAAGAUUUUGAAUCAGUAUGGUCAGUAAUUCCGAGCCAGCCUCAGAUUUGUCGAGGAUGAACGGGUGGUCAGAAUUCGAAACGGACGGGGUGGAAGUAAAGGAGGGAAAGGAGGCUUAAAUAAAGGAGUGUGCAAAGCAACAAAGCCCAGUUGACUUCCCACUCCACCGAAUAAAGCACUGAAAAUCACAGGAAUUGUGAGGAAAAUAGUUCGUUUGUUGGCAUCGC